AAGAUGGCAGCAGCGGCGGCGGUGUCUGGCGCGCUCGGCCGUGGGGGCUGGAGGCUCCUGCAGCUGCGGUGCCUGCCCGUGUCCCGCUGCCGACCAGCCCUAGUACCACGUGCCUUCCAUGCUUCAGCUCUGCAGCUAAGGUCUUCAGGUGAGCAGAAGCAGCAACCUCCCCCCUCUUUUUCUCAGCAACAUUCUGAGACACAGGGGGCAGAAGAACCCAACCCAGAGUCUUCUCAUCCACCUCCCAGGUACACAGACCAGGGUGGCGAGGAGGAGGAGGACCAUGAGAGUGAGGAGCAACUGCAGCACCGCAUCCUGACAGCAGCCCUGGAGUUCGUGCCUGCCCAUGGAUGGACAGCAGAGGCGAUUGCAGAAGGAGCCCAGUCUCUGGGUCUCUCCAGUGCGGCAGCCAGCAUGUUUGGGAAUGAUGGCAGUGAGCUGAUCCUGCAUUUUGUGACCCAGUGCAAUGCUCGGCUCACCCAAGUGCUGGAAGAGGAGCAGAAGCUGGUACAACUGAGCCAGGCAGAGAAGAGGAAGACAGACCAGUUCCUGAGGGACGCAGUGGAAACCAGACUGAGAAUGCUGAUCCCGUACAUUGAACACUGGCCCCGGGCCCUCAGCAUCCUCAUGCUCCCUCACAACAUCCCAUCCAGCCUGAGCCUACUCACCAGCAUGGUGGAUGACAUGUGGCAUUAUGCUGGGGACCAGUCCACUGACUUCAACUGGUAUACCCGCCGAGCUGUGCUGGCUGCCAUCUAUAACACGACAGAGCUGGUGAUGAUGCAGGACUCCUCCCCAGAUUUUGAGGAUACUUGGCGCUUCUUGGAAAACCGGAUUAAUGAUGCUAUGAACAUGGGCCACACUGCCAAACAGGUGAAGUCCACUGGAGAGGCACUGGUGCAAGGACUCAUGGGUGCCGCAGUGACGCUCAAGAAUCUGACAGGUCUAAACCAGCGCCGGUGAGCAAGAACGGUUAUAAGAGUGCCCAGAAGAAAACCUGCGGAUAUAGUUAAAGGGCGUUGAAAAGUAUGACGUGCCAUCCACAGGACAGGGCGUUAAUGGGAAAACACUGAAGGACUCCUGAGUCACCACCAUAGCCACCUGGAAACCACAGGGCACUUGGUGAUAGAGUUGUAACCCAGGAUUGGGCGACUUCUUCAGUUGCUAGUACCAAGCCCAGCCUCCUGAUGCCUUUCUGCAUUGCAGCUGUGUGAUUGAAAAAUGAGGCUCUCACCCAAGCGUUCAAGCCACAGAAACCCAGCACGUGCCUAUCAUGGUCUCACUGGCACCUUGAUCAUAUCUUAACCUCCCUAGAAAUGCUCUCUGGGACUCCCAAGUCAGGUUCUGAAGCCACCCUGAGUGGCAGCUGAUCCACAGCACAGCAUAGGCACGUGCACCCAGAGGUGUUCCUUGCAGCCCUUUUCCUUUUCAGCAUCCUGAGAUACUGUACCUGGGACACUCCCACCCUCCCUCAGAAAGCUGCCCACCUGAGACAGGUGCCUGCUGGACAGUGGUUCACACAGCCUGGCCAGAGGUGUGAUCCCAGGCCUGGUGUCUCAUUACACCAGUGUGCGUGGCAGGAUUAUUAGUGAACUUAGAGUCUGUAAAAAUAAUAAUAAAUAUGUUUGAAUCAGUU
Messenger RNA from Miniopterus natalensis, 1636 nucleotides. It is a transcript of the gene COQ9, whose product is annotated as coenzyme Q9. Gene Ontology annotation, molecular function: lipid binding. Lineage: Eukaryota; Metazoa; Chordata; Mammalia; Chiroptera; Miniopteridae. The record is from RefSeq and is a predicted model, not a curated record. Gene Ontology annotation, cellular component: mitochondrial inner membrane. Gene Ontology annotation, biological process: ubiquinone biosynthetic process.